AUGCCUCCCGCAACGUCAAUAAUCGAUGCACUCACGUCCUCACAGUCCGCAGAGAUCGCACUCCACGGCCAACGUGCGCUGACGCCAAUCCUCUCCGGCGCCAUCUCCGGUGGGCUCGUCGGCGUCGCCUGGAUAAUUGGGAUCAUCGUCUGGCUCUACAAGCGGCACCGCCGCUCGCGCGCGGCCAAGGCCGCCGGCUUCCGCUCGCACCGCGAGUACCUCAAGCCGGCGAAGAACGAGGACGCGUUCAUCCUCCCGCCGGACCCGGCCGUGCUCCGCGGCGUCGCGGCCCCGGGAGAGAAGUUCAUCGUCGAGGAGGACGAGGACGAGGAGGGGGCGGCGGCGCAUGGCGACGGGGAGAAGCACCACCACGGCAAGCGGAAACAUACGCUCAAGCACGCAAGGACGGUCCCGGAGGUCGAGGCGGAGGGCGAGACGAGGGUGCAUGGGGAGAAGGAGCUCGUGCCACCAGGGAUGGACCACCGCUCGUCGGCGCCGACUCGGCUGCCGGAUGUGCAUUCUGGUGAGACGAACGGCGACGGUAAGACGCCAUGA
Molecule: messenger RNA, 555 nt
Organism: Epithele typhae
Lineage: Eukaryota; Fungi; Basidiomycota; Agaricomycetes; Polyporales; Epitheliaceae
Exons: 2
Coding region: 1-555 (184 amino acids)
Source: RefSeq, a predicted model, not a curated record